This is a messenger RNA of Bombus pascuorum, 3329 nucleotides long. Its product is annotated as octopamine receptor beta-2R-like. Bases 1075 to 2388 code for a protein of 437 amino acids. Gene Ontology annotation, cellular component: membrane. NCBI's taxonomy places the organism in Eukaryota, Metazoa, Arthropoda, Insecta, Hymenoptera, Apidae. The record is from RefSeq and is a predicted model, not a curated record. Gene Ontology annotation, molecular function: octopamine receptor activity. The transcript has 6 exons. Gene Ontology annotation, biological process: adenylate cyclase-activating adrenergic receptor signaling pathway.
CGAUUCAGUCGCGGCCGACCCGCCACGCUGAGAGCUUUGUCUAUUACGUGUGUGUUCGUGCUUCCGUUCGACGCGUCUUUCACUCGGUUACGUCUCCUUCGUGUUCAACCCCCUUUUAAAAACGAUCCACAGAAUUUUCCAAUCUAAAACUACCCUCUGCACGAAUCUAAACAAAAGAAUUGCCCAAAAAGCGUAGAAAAGAAUAAUCGGUGUGUUAAUUUAUUUUACUCUCUCGAGUUUUCAUCCUCUGAUAAGAAUCUGAAAUAAAGUUUCAAAUAUAGUUGACAUUCGCUGCAUGCUGUCCACGAAUCUCGUGCAUCUUUAACCCGUGCAGAAAAAGGAAAACAGGUGUCUCGCUCGGGGAAUAAAAAGGGUGAACAUCUGUUGGGUGCGGUAUAAUAAAGGUUUACGAAGCUCUCUUCGAGGGGUGUUUAAACGAAUGAGUGUAGUGAAAUGAGACGUUCAGUGUCCACGGUGUUUGCGGUGUUCGACCGACAUUGCGACAAGCAGGGAUUCGUGAACGGUGGUAUUUUGUGAACCAGCGACGCGUGUGAAGUGGUGUAGAAACAAAGUGAAUUCUCCUUCAUUCCGGUGUUUUCUGCUCUUCUUCUAAGGGAAUCAGAAAGUACUAUGUGGAUACUCAGGUGAUAGAUCGGAUAAUGUGUGGAUAAUAACCAUUCUACAGCCUUAGAUUCACUCUGGGAUUUCAUUAUAAACGCACAGCGUUUAAUGUAACCGCUAACAGAAACCUCGUGGAAUGUAAAAUCGAGGUACCAAGCUCCCAGGCCACCGCACACGAUUCUGAUUAACUCUCGAAGCCAAACUAUUCAAGCAAAAACCUUGGAAGAAGCAAACGGUGCACCCGCGUAUCAGCGAUUAACGCUGGCAAGCGUCCCAGGGUACAAGGAACUUGGCAAGAGGCAUCGCCCUUUCCCCGUCGGGAAGAUGAAGGCUAGCCUGGUACGUCGGCUCGUUGGCACGUCCGUGACCUAAGGCCACCCGUCGAGUCUCUUCCGGCCAGAAGAAGAGGAACAAGGUCAAGGGAAAACGUACGGUUUCGUGCGGUGGUCGAGUAUGACGACGAUCGUGACGAGCUCCGAGUCGACGGAGGUGGUGUCCUCGAUGGACGUGACGACCAUCUUGAACGCCAUUUCGACUGAGGACAACCAAUUUGCAAACAGCAGCUACUCGAACUAUCAAAAGUGGUCCGUACCUAUAACGAUCGCAAAAGGCUGCGUCUUAGGCUCCAUCAUCGUAACCGCGGUAUUUGGCAACCUACUGGUGAUGGUGUCCGUGAUGCGGCACCGGAAGCUACGAAUUAUCACCAACUACUUCGUAGUUUCGUUAGCCUUGGCCGACAUGUUAGUUGCGAUGUUCGCCAUGACGUUCAACGCGAGCGUUCAAAUAACCGGCAAAUGGAUGUUCAGCUAUUUCAUGUGUGAUGUCUGGAACUCGUUGGACGUGUACUUUAGCACCAGUUCCAUCCUCCAUUUGAUGUGCAUCUCGGUCGAUCGUUACUGGGCGAUCGUCAAGCCGCUCAAAUACCCCAUCAUCAUGACCAAGAGGCUAGCUGCUUACAUGCUGCUCGCUUGUUGGAUUAUGCCCGCGUUCAUCUCGUUCAUGCCUAUCUUUAUGGGAUGGUAUACCACAGAAGAGAACAAUAUGCAUCGACAGAAGCAUCCUGAAUUAUGCGAGUUCAAAGUGAACAAGGUGUACGUAAUAUUCUCGUCGAGUAUCUCGUUCUGGAUACCAUGCACUAUUAUGACCCUCACGUACUUCGCCGUGUUCAAGGAGGCGAGUAGGCAAGAAAAACAGAUGCACAGCCGUAUGGGCAAUGUGAUGCUGUUGAGUCACAGGCCGAGUAAAGAUUUGAAUAAUUUGAACGGGGAACUAAAUAGUGCUGGUUCCUCAAAGACGCUGACAUUGAACGAGAUCAGCACCGAUCAUCUGCAUACUCCCACCAAAGAUAAGAAUAUCAUGAAGAUGAAAAGAGAGCACAAGGCUGCCAGAACGUUAGGCAUCAUCAUGGGUACCUUCAUAAUUUGCUGGUUGCCGUUCUUCUUGUGGUACGUUAUUACGACACUGUGCGGAGAAUCCUGCCCAUGUCCCGAUAUCGUUAUCGCAAUACUUUUUUGGAUCGGGUACACAAACUCAGCAUUGAACCCGCUGAUCUACGCGUAUUUCAAUCGCGACUUCCGAGAAGCCUUCAAAAAUACGCUGCAGUGCGCGUUCUGUUCGCUCUGCAGACGAGAGCCGUCCGACCUCGAGGCGCUCGAUUUCCGUCGGCCGUCCCUAAGGUACGACGACCGCACUAAGAGCAUAUAUUCGGAGACGUACAUAAAGCACAUUGACCGACGAAGAUCGAGCGAGUACGGUAGCAGCCUCUGAGAGGAGAGCAAGUUUAUACUGUGAACUGCAUCCGUAAUGGAAAACAAAAAGAAGAAAACAAAAAGACACGCAUAGAUACGUACAUACCCACCUAAUUAUACAUCCACAUCGUCGCCUACACAUGCAACAAAUAAAACGAUGCGUAUAAUCGUCGACUAUAUACGUAACGUGUAGCCCGCAUCGAGAGAUUCUUCGCCAUCUUGUCAAAAACUCACGGAAGACGAAUCUCAUCAAGUAACUCGCGUUUUUAAACAUAUUUGGCUGCCUCGCAUGCUUACGGUUUCAACACAGUGCUCGUAUAUUAAAUCAUGUGCAUUUUGGAUUACUUGGUAAUGGAUAAAAGACUUUUCAAAGGUUUACUUUAAGCCGGGUGCACGCAUGUUUAUUCAGUCAGUUGAAGAAACAUUCAAAGAUAUAUUCACAAAAAAACCAUAUGUGAGAAAUCUGGCAAGGAUUAUAGGAAUGUAUGGUCAAAAAUAUGAAUCAAAUACGGUCAAUCAGCAAUUAGCAAUGGUGCAUAUACACCGCCUGUCAUAAGUAUUAAGUCAACUGAUAUUUGGUAUAAAUUGUAUACUUCUCAUUGCUUUUAUUUUCUAAAUAUUUUGUUAUAGAUUUAUUAUUUUAUUCAUAUUAUGUGUGUCCUUUGAUAUAAAGUAGAAUAAUAUUUGAUAGAGCUGUUCAAUAGAUAUAAUGAUAUAGGUGUCCUAUAUAUAGCAAUUAAUAUUAUUAUAACUGAUAUUUGUGGCUGGCAGUAUAUAUUAUCAUUUUUAAACCUUAAAGUUUCCUACGAAACUAUUUAUUGGAACUUUAACAUAUUUAUAUUUUGGCCACAUAUUAGGUUCCAUUAUUUUCUAAUUUACCUCAAAAUCUGUCAUAUAUGAGACUAUGCCGAAACCAUUCAGAAAAUAGUAGCCAGUUCGUUCGAAAGAUUCACAAUAACA